Messenger RNA from Porites lobata, 10995 nucleotides. The record is from the annotation of a GenBank genome assembly. Lineage: Eukaryota; Metazoa; Cnidaria; Anthozoa; Scleractinia; Poritidae.
UCGUCGCCGUCCAACAGCCUGCUGACCACCGUGGAAGAACUAGAAAAAGUAGUUUACGAGGGACAGGCCCAUCGUUCUCUUUACCUCCAAACACCAACCAGAGUGAAAAAGAUCGAAGGCAUCAUCAAACUUGCCGCUCAGCAUGGUAACCGACAAUUUCUUCUCCAAGCACUUGGGCAUGGGUUGAGCACUACCAUCAACAUAGUGAAAAGCAGGCACGUUUUCGGCCUGAGUUUGAGUCGUAAAAAGCGAUGUGCAAAAUGCGACAAAGCAAUUGAGACAAUGAUGCAAUCAAUCAAAGCGGAAAUCGGAAAGGAUAAAUUUGAAAGAUUUAUUGGCAAACAAAAUGGCAACAAGGCUACCCUCAUGUUUGCAGUGGAUGACACGGGAAGUAUGUAUCAAGAAAUUCAAGCAGUCAAGGAUAUCACAACUUACAUCGUGAAAGAGCCAAGGUCAAAUUUAGAAGUGGAUUAUAUUUUGUCACCUUUCAACGACCCAGGUACAUGAAUUCUUAGUUAUAAUAGACAGUUCUCUCGUUUCUUCUAGGCAAACUUUUUCCUCCGCUUCUGGUUUUUAUCAUCAAAUCUGUCAGGGGGAGGGGGGGGGGGAAGCUAAUGAAAUUUUUAACACCCCCUUUAGGUAUCAAAACUUUAGAAGUAUCGAGACGUUGUUUGAGCUAGCUCAGAACAAACUAUCGUAAUUAUUUUGGUUGUAUGGUUCAACUACCUGUCUAAAACGGUCAAACAUUACUUAAUAAUGUGACCAUAAGAUUUUUGAUUGGUCGCUCCCGCAAGAAAGAAUGACCCCUCUUCCGUUAUAUUAGAAUUCUUUUCUUCUCAAAACAAAGUGGUAUCUCUUGUCCUGGGACAUAUUAAAAAUUAUAGGGAUGCUCAAAUGCAAUUUUCUGCGUUCAUUCUCAAGUACAAAGACAAACAGUUAAUCCAGUUUUAACCGGUUCUAAAGAUUGUCCGAUACAUGAAUCAGUUUUUCAGCCAUACAAAAGUAAUCCACAGCGAGUAGAAAUUCUCCUAGACGGAAGGUUUGGCUGUAAUUUCCAAUAAUUAGAUGGGGUAGAGUUGUUUUGUCUACAAAAUAACAUUGGGGAUCUGGGAGCAUGCUACAUCGGAAAAACUUGAAUUUUCUGAAUGUCAGAAACCAUUUUUGGCGUUUUGGUUGAAUGUUUGAAGAUGACGACACUGCAAAACCUAAAGGCAUUAUUUUAAUGACCCCCUAAGGCACCGGUCAUUAUUUAUCGCCGGGGGGAGGAUUUUUGUUAGGACACGGGAGCACUUACUUGAACCCCCCUUAAAGCAUACAGAGUGGUCUUGAUCCCCGCACAUUGGCGGUGGAGGAUUUCAUGUCCCCCCCUCCCUCUUUUAUAUUAGCCAGCACAAAUUGCCAGUGUUACUAUAUGCAAGCGAGUGACAUCUAUAUUAUAUUAAUACUUUCGUUUCGUGAACCUUGAACAACAACUUCAGAUAUUUGGUCAUCUGAUAUGAACUGAAUUGUCUGAGAAGGGUUACUCUUCUCAUCCAAAUCUUUGAAAACAAAGUCAUUGUCACUCGAGAUCGUCCUCCUCACUGUCGAAUUCUUCUUCAUAUUCUUCAUCCCCUGAUUCCCCGUGACCUUCAUCUCUGGAACCAUACGCUCUGUGUUCGCAGACUCUUUGAUGUGUUGGUAAUAAUGACAUCGAAUAGCUUUUACUUUGUCAAGCUUCCGACCAAUAGUGGUCAGUCCGUGUUCUUUCAGGUAGAAGUCAAGUUCUUUUACCUUUAACUUUUCGAUCUUGCCACUAGUCAAUAAGGGUGUCCCAUUUGAAGUUCUUGUAUGUCCGUUCCGUCUCUUGCCUCUUUCGUUUCUCAGCUUCUCUUGUUCUAAUGUCUUUUCUGAUAUCAAUAUCUUUAAGAUGAUUAAGAUAUGUAACAACAUGCUUCUCAUCAACAUUAAUUAUAACAUAACAAAAAUAAAUCGCGCGCUUUGAUUGGUCAGUUAGCCACCACCAUUUGCUCGUGGUGCACGCCAAGAAACUGAGCUAGCGCGGUAAAAUUUAGGCAAAUUCAACAAAUCUCCUCUCCUAACGGUAAAAUACACUGAUGAAAUGCACAGAAGAAAAGUGGAAGUUAAAGAAAAUACUAAGCUGUCGUUUUGAAGGAAAAAAGACAAAAGAUCAAGCGACAAAUUUGCCCUGGAUGAAUUAAUCACUUUCUUUCUCACGGCUAGAAUCGGCUGAAGGAUAAUCGAGCGAGCGAAGAUUUAAGGUACAUUUUGUGUGUUUUUUAUAGAAGAGAAAGUCUGUUUGAAAUGUAAAUUUAUCAAUUAGCAUUUUGUUAUUGACUUUUUGGUCAACCUGAUGUUAAAUUCAAGCAAAUGUUUUAGGAAACACGCUCAAAUUCGAGACAGCUUUGUUGUGAAGUUUUCAUCGCAUCGAUUAAAAACAUUACGCUGGAAUCCUGGGUACUCCCAUACAUUACCUAUACGGGUAUGCGCCGCCCAACGGGGUCGUGAUUUUGAAGCUCCUGAUUUAGUACGGGGUAUCCAUUUCCGAGGCGUUUACUACAACGGGGUAUAAAAAAAUUGUGGAUCACGGCUUUAUCUUCUGCUUAAAAUUGUUGCUGAUAUGAAGAAGCAUCUAUUUGAUGUAUAAGUCGAACAAAUAAUCUUUUUUAAAAAAAAAAAACAGAGCUAUUUCAAUUUACAAACUUUUUAAAACGGAGUAUAAAAAAUUGGCCCAUUUCUAGAACGGGGUAUCAAUUUUAGGGGAAAUUCUUUUUAGGACGGGGUGCCAAUUUGGAGUCCCGGGCGGCACAUACCCACCCAAAAAAUACCCAAGUACCCUCCCCCCCUCGGGGCUGGAAUAAGCGAAUUUCACUUGAACACAGAAACAUUUGGGUUUUCCAAUAAUUUUUUCAAAAAAUAACUUGUGUGUGUAUUAUUUUGUUCCUCAGUGUUCAUUCAUAACAGUCGUUGAGAGAACGGUCGAAAAACAGCAGCUUCAGCGGCGAAUUUCAGUUGCAACUUUGACUUUCAUAGCUGGAUUUCCCCAGACAGAUUUCGAUACAAAGCUAGUUAAUUUCUUUUUAAAAUUAACGUUACUUCUUAUUCUAAAGGAAUUACAGUAAAAUUUUCUCAUUUCUACUUUUACUUUUAUUUCAAAAAUAGUCACAUAAAUAAGCUUGAUAAUUAUUUCAUUUAUUUAGUUUAAGCUUAUUUUUUAGAGUCUUUUUAGUUGGUGUUCAUAGUUGCAGCUAUAGUUUUCCCGCAAAGUUUUUACCGUAAUAUUAAGAGCAAGUAGACAGAUGCCAUUCAGAAUAACAACGAAAAACGUUUUGCAAUUUACCUGAAGACGGAGAACGGUUGAUUCAGAAAAAGAAAAACUCAAAGGGGAGGACAGAUGGCAGCAUACAUGAACUCGGACCGAUGACUCAACCGAAGGCAAAUGGAAAAUAAUGUUUUUCUCUUUUGAUUAUGUUAUAAAAGAAAUGAUAAACGUUGCACUUGGAAGGUUUGCUAAGCACUCAAGAAGCUAGAGUCGCACGAGGCGGACGCUUCUUUCGUGCUUAGCAACCUCCCUCGUGCAUCCAUAACUCCAUGGUUGCACGCUGAACGAUACCAUUUCUUAAAUUUUGAACAGAAACUCUUGACAGUAUCUCCAUCGUUUAUGACACUGACGGAAGGUUCCUCAUACAAGUCGAUCCCUUAAACAAUUUCUCGGGCGACGAUGUCCUGCCUGUCGAUUCCGUCUGAUAGACAUCCAUGAAAUGUCCCCUAUUGUUGGGGUCUGGUACAGCUUGCGGAAUUCUUUCUGCCUCUGGUCUCACCCAUCUGUUGUUAGAACACCAAGAACAGAGUUUGGAGGCCUCCUCUUUGAAGACAUCACAACAGAAUUACAUAAAGAACUCUCCACGGUUGUAGUGGUCUUCCAAAAAACAAGUGCGAUCUUUCUUAUGCUACACUAGGGAAUUCCAUUUUGUUUCUUCCUAAUGCGCUUCGAUAUCUAUCAAGAUGACCAGAAUUGAAAAAGAACAGUUCCUCAGGAGGCUCACUCACUUUACUCUUAAUGCAGUAUUUAAGAACAGGGGCGUCGUCGAUCCUCUCGGCAAACUGACUGCAAACGUACCAGGCAUUUUUCUCCAUCCGCUUGUUUUCGUAUCCUUCAUAUGAAUGAAGUGACAUUCUCUUGAUUUCCUCUUCUGAGAGAUCUUCAAAUCUCCUAUACUUUUCCCACUCUAGAGUUGCGCCAUCCACAAGAGCAUCAGAAAUAGCGGAGUUUGUCGGUUCGGCUUCACCUUGCCCGCUGUCGCCCCUCGAAAGAUGGCAUCGCACACGGUAAUCGGAGUUGUGAAUCCUUGCUAACUCAGCGUCUCGAAACCUGACUUCGUAGUUCGAAACCCCAAACCCGGGACCCGCAUCUGUAAGGUCUGCCCAUCUUGGCUUUACACGUUGAAGGUAGAGAUCACAAAGAACAUCGAGCAUCACGUUAAUGCAUAAGCACAACCACUGACUAUUUCAUUACUAACAUUAGUUUAUGGCUGAACAAGAUCAUCAAAAAGGUAUUAAAUUGAUCCCACCGCUUGAAAUAAUUUUCUCCUUUUUUCCCCUAGUCCUCCCUUAGUACCUGUCAAUUAGGGCUGAUCACCCCUCUGUUCUCUUGAAAACCGUGUGAUCCCCCCCCCAAUCCAGGCGGCAAAUACUGACAGGUCCCUAAACACCGCCCUCUCCCAAAAUCCCAUCGGUCCCUCCCACCUGAUAAAGAAAGAACGGUGUCUAGAGGAGAAACGUUUUAUACCAUAAAGAAGUUUGAUUUUAUCUUUUUUAAAACUCUUUAGAACGUGACAGUAGAGCCAUAAAGAAAGAACCUGGCAAAGAAGACGAAUUUAUUGACCAAAUUAAAACUCUUAGACCCUAUGGUGGAGGAGACUGUGAGGAGAUGGCCUUCACUGGAAUUCUGGAAGCCCUGAAGAAACAACCUGUGGUUAAAUCACCCCUGUACGUUUUCACAGAUGCACCACCAAAGGACCUGGAUUUGGCGAACGACGCAUUAAUAAAGGCAAUAGUUACGGGAGUUCAUGUUUACUUUUUUCUUACAAAAGACUGUGGUACUGAAGCGGCUUAUAAGCCGUUCGAGAAGUUGGCCAGGAAAACUUGUGGUCAGGUUUUCCACCUUCCAAAAUCUCAGUCCGAGAUCGCCAAGUUAAAGAAUUUUGCAAAGGAGCUUCUUGAUGAGACAGAAUGUAUGAAAGGUGGUGAAAUACCGGGGCAGCCACCGAUACGUAAGAAGAAACGGAGUGUUGCCGUCAAGGAAUACAAGUUGAUGGUUGACGACACAAUGGAAAAAAUCAUUAUCUCGAUCUCUAGUGAGAACAGCUCUCCAAAAAUAACACUCAGAGAUCCUCUGGGAAAUUCUGUUGGAAAGACAACGGUGUCUAAAGUGACAAUAUUCCAGGAGGCUAACCCAAAGCCUGGACUUUGGACGCUUACUGUGCCACCUGACGCUGGAAAACACACAUACCUGUUCAAGGGAACCAGCAAGACCAACAUGGCCUUCAAUUUCAUCUUUGUCAUGCCUCGUCUUCAAGGAACUCCUAUACCAAUAUCAAAUCCCCUUACUGGUGAGAAUUCAUUACUAUUAUUAUCAUUAUCUUUAUCAUUUUCAUUAUCAUUACUAUUAUCAUUAUUAUUGUUGUUAUUAUUUUUAUUAUUAUUAUUAUUAUUAUUAUUACUAUUAUUAGCGGAGCUCUCGCACGCGCGAAGCGCGCUCGCAGCGGAGCACCAUGGGUAAGAAAAUUUGGUAAACUAUCCAUCCAAGAAAAUUUGGUUAUGACGUAGCGUACACCCGCCCAACCAAACACACACUUCAUGUAAGCCGAUGUCAAAUGUCACAAUGGAUCUUGCACAACUUGAUUAGGCUUUCAGUUAUGUAAGCCAUCCGUAUGAGUACGAUUAGAUUGACAGCUGUCAAAAUCAGACAUCCGCUGACAAUUAUCACAUGACCAUCUCGCGGGCUCAGAUGAAAGACCAGUCGUUUUGCCCCUACAUAUAAGCUGAUAUAAUAGGGAACUUAAGAUGGAGACGUUUUCGGGGCGACGGCGACCGGACUGGCAGAGAAAGCCUGGAACUGAGGCAGCCGUCGCCUCCCGUCAAAAUUCGAAAAUUAAGAUCGCAGAUAGUGAACUCAGAAGGACGGCGGCUUAGAAGAAUACCGAAGAGGAAAAUAUGGCUUCACAUAAAGAAGUAAGAGAAUAAAUAUUUGCUAUGCAGACAACAUGUAUCGGAUGAAGAGUUUCUCGUUUUGUGGGAAAAUUAUGAGUCCAAAAAUCCCGAUUUUCCUUGGGACAGUUAUGAUCCGUUCACGCUAAAAAACAUGCGGGAUGAAGCUGAGUGCAAGGCAGAAUUUCGUGUUGAAAAAAAAAAAAAAGAUCUCCACAGGCUUGCCGAAGCCUUGCAAAUUCCAGGAACAUUAAAAUGCUACCAAGGAACCGUAUUCUUAGUUUGGUAUUGAAAUAAUUCCCGGGAAAUACUUGCAUGCAACAACAACAACGACGACAACAACUUUAAUAUUUCAGUAUUCCCACGUUAGUACAUGGUAUUACCUACUAUUCUAUAUAAUUUUCAAUGCGUUUCAUUUAUACGAAACUCUAACGAAAAGAGUGAACUAAAAAUACACAAUUAAAAUAUCGGAGUUCAUAUUUUUUGUCUGGAUACUUUUAUUUGGCUCGUAGGACAAUUUUGUCCAUGUCAAGCUCACUUACGGUUGGCUGUUUGCCAAGUUGGAUCUUGACCCUCUGACAUGAAAACAUAGAAACAUUCAAAGAUGUAAGUUUAGAUAACAGAGCUUGGAAAUCGAGCUUGAAAUGCGCCUCAAAGAAAACAAGAACAAUUUAAGAACGAUAAUCUGCAACAUUUUGGUUGCUAAACGCAACAAACCUGAUUGAAAUGAAAGUUAAAUACUCACGUUUUCGCCACAACGCCAAACAGACCAGUUUCACGUCGCCGACGGGACCACGACGGCAAGGUGGUGAGCACGAGCAUGCGCAAUAUCCAACAAAUGAUGAUGUCACGUCCGGUUGAAGUUGCCGUCGCCCUGAAAACGUCUCUAUCUUAAGUUCCCUAAUAUGUCACAAUUACCAAUUCAACAUGAAAAAGAAACUACGCCGGGCAAGGCUGUCAGUUGGCUGACAGUCGUUUAAAGUUAUAUUGGCAAGCCAAAUUAAGGUCAAUUGACAGCUGUCAAAAUGGGAUAUGUGCAGACCACUAUAAGAAAACUAAUAACGUGGGCUCAGGUUCGCUCAGGUACAAUCUGGCAUUUUCCACUACAUGCCGGACGGAUAUGUCUUAUUCACACUCGUAGUCUGUUAAUUCGAAUAUUCGCCAUUCUAAUGAAAGUUAAUUGACAGCUGUCAAACUAGAGUAUACGCUGACCAUCAUCACCUGAGUGUAUCGCAGGUUCAUUUUUCUAUCCAUUGAGGUCACGUAGUGUUUACAGUUUUGCGCUGAUAUUUUAUUUGAUUACGGGUUCAAUUCGAAGCCCCAUAGCUUAGAAAAUCUAUCCAUCCUAGAAAAUUCGGCAAUCACGUGACUGUACACCGACCACCCGACCUUCCGUCCCUCCGCACCACAGGCAUACCAAUGUUUAAUCUCACACUUUCUAGCUAGUUUGGGAGCCUGCAACCUAAUAUUGUACAUCCAUAUUUUGAUUAAUUGACAGCUGUCAAUAUGGUGUUUCUGCUGACCAGUAUCGCCUGACCGUAUUGCGGGCUCAGGUAUCAACCCACUGCCAGUUCGAGUGUUUUUUUGAAAGUAUCCGCUGACAAGUUGCUACUUUACAAAUGACCGCAGGCUCAAGCUCAAUUUUUUAAACAGCAUAUGAAAUAAGUCGUGUUCAUGAGCCGCACUUUUAAAAUUUUGAUUUCGAACUGGCCUCGGACGCGAAAAUUCAACCGGCUUUUACAUUUACAUGCAGGGAACGCAAUCGCUUUUAACUUUUUUCACUGUCACGCGUUGAUCACGCUCUACGUCCAAUUUUUAUGUUCUGAUUGGUCAAAAUUUGACAGGUGAGUUCAUGCGGAAAAUUUAUGCAGCGUCUGGAAACUUGUUUACUGAAAGCUGGAGCUGACAGAGUUUUGUGUCAUCUUGUGAUGUUUUAAACUGUCUUUUUCUACUUGGUGUACAAAAUGAAAUACAGCUGCUAUCAAGAUUGUUCUGUAAUUCGAUCAUGGCUGGUUUGUUUAUUGCGCUUUUUGUUGACAAAUGCACUGCUUGUCAAAGUCAUUGGAAAUCCGAUUUCGGAUUAAGACCGGAGUUGAAAAGUGUCAAGCGAUUCUGGAACAUUUGAUGACCUUCAGAAGCAGCAUCUCCACUGGUAAGCCUGAGUAAUUAUCGUCUUCGGUGUGGUUUUUUUUUCGGUUUCCUGAAGUCGAGCGUAUGGUUUAUGCUGCUUAAGUAUAUACAGGAGCAAUUAUCUAACCUACAAUAGCAUCAGGUUUAAAAAGCCUUUAGACAUUUUUUGACCGCAAAUUCAAAGAAAAGGUUCCGAAGAUUAUUUAGUUAUGAUUUUGGCUGUAAACAGAAAGCUCCGAGCGACUUCCUUGCCUCGAGUUCAUCUUGAAAAAGAGCAAACACCGGGAAGCCGGCUUAAAACAUAAAUAAGCUUAUGGUUACCUGACUCAUGAUUUUCAGAGACACUUUACUCGCAAUACUUCUCUUCGUGAAUGAAAAUUAGUGUCUCUGUACAUGUUUCACUGAAUUUAUAUUUAUUUUAUUGAUUGUUGGUAGUCCCUCUCGCAAUUUUUAUCGCUGCACCGGUUGUUUCCAGUCGAACCGAUAAACAUUGCGUGCAGGAAUGCUCAAAACGCCCCGGGUAAAUAUCACUCGCUUUUAAAAGAUUACACAUAACAAAACCAUACACAGUUUAAUAGUAAAGGGAAAUAAAAUCUAAACAUAACAAUUUCUCUAUCAUGUUGAAGCGUAAAUGGUAACUCUAUUAAUCGCGCUGCAAAUUUGGUGCCUGUCAAAAGUGAGAGCCCGUUCGGCUAGCCGAAAAGUGAAUUUGGGAAUUUUUUUUUUAUCGUUUUCACUAAAAGCCCAUAAUUAUUACCCUGCAUAUCACAUAGGACCAGAUUUUUCUGACUGAAACGUCCCGGCAUUAUGGAAUUCUCUUUAUGAAAACGUUUUAUAAUUCAAUGCUAUAAUGUGUUGUGCAAAGGAAGCGCGUGCUUUGAUCGUCGUGGAUAUUGAAUGAGUGCAAAUUGUUUCAAUUGUGAAAAACGGCAGAAUUAUAGGUUUAAAUAGGGCAAAAAAAAAAAACAAAUUCUGUCCGAGGUCUGUAUGAUAAAAAAGGGCCUCACAGUAUUGUUUACCUGAGAAGUGAUGAGAAAAAGUAUGUUUAAAAGGCUGGUUUACACGCCACCAUAUUCGUCGCCAAGAUUUACUUGUAAACUAAACUUGUCGAACACAAAAAAUCCGGCCUGACUUUUUAUUUUGGCCUCUCUUUUAGACAGAGGAAUGCAACGUGUAAAUUGGCUGCCACCAAGGACUAUCGUGGGGCGUGUGUUUCUUAGCAUUUAUUUUUCGGGGCUGUUCAAUUAUCCAUAGUCUCUCUAACGGAGCAAUGUUGGAACGACUGCGAAUGCCACAUUAUAUAUGAUGCGACAGCUAAUGCAAAUACAAUACACGAAUAGGUCUAUUUGUUUUCCAGGCCUAAUCUACUGUGAUCGAACAUGAUUGCUAAUUUAGGGUGUACAAAUAAGACUAAUAACUAGAAGUAAAAUUUGUUUCACUCUUGGACUGUCAAAUUAUUCUUCUCUAAAAUCACUUAGCCUUUGCCUCAAAAGUCACAUGAAUGUGAACUGAUCUCUGGAUUACAAGUUUAUUGUUUGAUUUAAAUUAUGAUUUAUUAACGGGAGCUUCGCUUUUAGCCCUGGCUAAAUCUAUAUAUUAUUAUUAUAGCCAUCUAUAACAGGCCAAUAUUAGAGCUUAAAGUCCCUUGCAUUUGUAAGCUUGUUGCAAGCUUGUUGCGUUCGACUCAACACCUAUUCUUCGCAACACUUCUUCUUCUGCAUUCUGCAGUUAUUGGCUAUCCUGUGGUACUACGGAGUGAUAUUUAAUUAACAAUUCUACUUUUUUGACGUUAGUCUACCAUUUACACGCCAUCUUGAAUUACGACAUAGGCAGACUAUAGUCACGUUCUAGGUUAUGUAAAAAAGCUCACAUGUAGCAAGAUUAUGUUCCUUCCUUUCUGCCAAAACAAUAGCUCCAAACAUAUUCCUUAAUCAAGACUUUUAGUAACUAACAUAUUCAUUAACCCUGAAAUUAGUUAAUGAUUCCACAGUUUUGGUCGAAAACGAUUGGUUUAGAGCUCUUAUUUAUGGGAGUGAUGUGGACAGUUGUUUAAUAAGACUUGACGUUUCUUCCUCAUUCCUAAUAUAUUUAGGAAGAUACGCGCAUGUCAUCUUGAUAGUAAGACAGGCCGAUAAGAUACAGUCGUCAUCUCUGUUCCUUAACAUCCUGAAGGAAGAUGGAAGCGUCCUUCGCUCAGCGUCUGUCAGACCAGCUGGAACAAGUGGAGAACAUUUCUUGGCCACCUUUGCUACUCCAUCGGCCCCAUUCAAGCUACAACUAAGAGGCAGGACCAAGAAAAACUUUAAGUUUGAACGCAAUUCCGAAACCACAGUCCAACCUAGCAAUGUUAUGGUCAAAGCCCUCUACUCAGGUAGUGAAUUCACAGUUCCCAAAUACAACAAUGAAUCCAUCAUGUUUUUUGUCUACAACACUGGACCCACUGAGAUUUUUGAUGUUUCAGUUGAAGGUACGUCAAUGCUCAAUGCUCACUACAGACGUCCACUCCUCAUUUACCAAGACCGUCUGGCCAUCAUCAACGUGUAUUUUACCGCAUCACCUUUAGCUGUUCCAGGAACGGCAGAAAGCGUGAUAGUCACUGUAACUGGUCGAACCUUGAAAGCCAUAUCCAGGACCGUUGUGACUUUGAUGGUUUCCUAA